Molecule: messenger RNA, 844 nt
Organism: Helicoverpa zea (corn earworm)
Lineage: Eukaryota; Metazoa; Arthropoda; Insecta; Lepidoptera; Noctuidae
Product: chymotrypsin-2-like
Exons: 5
Coding region: 1-795 (264 amino acids)
Biological process (GO): proteolysis
Molecular function (GO): serine-type endopeptidase activity
Source: RefSeq, a predicted model, not a curated record
AUGACACAAGAAAGAGCACCAUUGGAGACUCCAAACAGCAUAGAAGACUUAUCUCCUCACAUACUAGGUGGAACAUCAGCUCCCGAAGGCUACGCACCACAUAUGGCUGGUCUAUUGGUAGGAGAUGUGAUCACAAUGAUUGUCUGUGGAGGGGCUAUUGUGCUGCCAAACUUGAUCCUUACUGCAGCACAUUGUAUUGACGGGUUUGAAGUUCCAGGGGGAUUGAUGAAAACAUUCCAUGCAGUUGUAGGAACCAACAACUGGAGAUCAGGUGGAUAUGCAGUAGAGUUCAAGAGCUACCACAUCCACCCAGACUGGGAUCCUGUCAAUAUAAAGAACGACAUUGGUUUUCUGACCCUCAAGAAGAAGCUGGAGAUGACUGAAAGAGUUCAGCUGGUAGCCCCGAACUUCGACUGGAUUGGAGGGGGUGAAGCUAGUUAUGUGACAGGAUGGGGUGUCGCUACGAACUCAGGCAUCAUUCCAUUCAACCUGCAACUCCUGGAAGUGAGCACCCUGUCUUCCAAGUCCUGUAUGAAGGCGGUCCGUGUGGCCACCGCCACUAUAUGGGCCGAAGCACCCCAUGUGGACCCUGACAUAGAGAUAUGUUCCCUACAUUCGGUUGGCAAGGGAUUGUGUACCGGCGACUCUGGCAGUCCCUUAAUAUCAAGGAGGACGGGCUCCCAAAUCGGCAUAGCAUCGUGGGCAUUCAAAUGCGCUCGUGGAGUUCCAGAUAUGCACGUCAGAAUCAGUGCUUACAAACACUACAUUCAAGAAACUAUGAAAAAAUAUAAAUAGGUACAAAAAAGUGUAGAAAAGUCAAUAAAUAUAAUGAGUAAAAAUUUUA